AUGUGGGAGGAUUGGACGAAGGAAAUUGGUGGUUUGGAGGCGGUGCGGAAGAAUGAUUGCCGGAGAUUUCCAGGGGAGUCAUCGGGAACUCUGAGGAGGCUUCGUAGAAAAACCAUUGCAAGCGGCAGUUCCGAAGGUUUGGUUAGACUCAACGGUACUCGUAUUCUCGAAACAUCCCUCCGAUCAAUCAACAACUGCGAGCCAUUCAUUUUUUCUCGUGAGAUCCUAGCCCUGACCUUGCCCUUGGCAUUAUUGCCGCGGUGUAUUCUCUCAUGGGAUCUAGUUUACGUAUACCAACUCUACCUCCCUGAUCGCGCGUCAAGAGCCAGCUCUGGCAUCAUGCCGCGCCUUGUCGAUAACUCUCAGAUACAGUCUGCGUCGUUACAUAAUCCUCUUCCUCUUCAGCUUCAUGCCUAUGUGUGGCCAUUUCUGAUCAUAUGGCCUACCUUUCUUGCUGUCUAUCUCUCUCCCGAACGUUAUGAUACGUAUAUCCAGGGUUCAGAAUGGACUUUUCUUUGGGCAGGAGGAAUCUUUACCCUACAGGCCCUGGUAUGGCUGUCGACGAAAUGGAACGUUAAUGUCCAAGCUUUGUUCACGACGUCUACGGCGAAAUCGGUUUACUCCGCCAAACUUAUCAAAGUUUCGCCGGUAGUCAACGCCGGGUCUGCGGAAAUUUGUCCAUUGCUUCGAGAAAAAUACGCAGGAAAGGAUGAUAUCUCUUUUCUGUUUCAGAAGCGCCGAUUUUUGUAUUAUCCGGAUAGAAAUACAUUCGCACCCCUUUCGUACGCUAUUGACGCGGAACCGAAGCCUCUCCUCAAAACCUUCCAACACAGUCAAGGGCUGAAGACGGAUAAGGAAAUCGGUGAGAAUCAAAACCACUAUGGGGACAACACGUUCGACAUUCCUGUUCCUACUUUCACUGAGCUCUUCAAAGAACAUGCUGUCGCGCCCUUCUUCGUGUUUCAAGUCUUUUGUGUCGGGCUCUGGCUGUUAGACGAAUACUGGUAUUAUUCGCUAUUCACCCUCCUUAUGUUGGUGACUUUCGAAAGUACCGUUGUGUGGCAACGGCAGAGAACACUUAAUGAAUUCAGAGGGAUGAGCAUAAAGCCGUACGAAGUUUGGGUUUACCGAAAGAACGCCUGGACUGAAAUCACGAGUGAUAAGUUACUUCCCGGAGACGUUCUAUCGGUCAACCGGACAAGGGAAGACAGCGGCGUAGCUUGCGAUAUCCUCAUGAUUGAGGGCAGUGUGAUCGUUAAUGAGGCCAUGCUCUCUGGCGAAAGUACGCCUCUCCUCAAAGACUCCAUCCAACUUCGACCCGAGGACGACCAACUUGAUCCGGAGGGCUUGGACAAGAAUUCGUUCUUGUAUGGUGGGACAAAGGUUCUACAAAUCACACAUCCCAACUCUACGGCCUCACCCCCCAAUGGUAUUCCAACUCCUCCUGACAAUGGUGCCCUGGGUGUUGUCGUGAAAACUGGCUUUGAAACCAGCCAGGGCAGCCUCGUUCGCACCAUGAUUUAUUCGACAGAGCGCGUUUCUGCGAACAAUGUGGAAGCAUUGCUAUUUAUUCUGUUCCUCCUAAUGUUUGCCAUUGCCGCCUCUUGGUAUGUCUGGCAGGAAGGUGUAGCAAAGGACCGGAAACGAUCCAAGUUACUGUUAGAUUGCGUUUUGAUCAUCACAAGUGUCGUUCCUCCUGAGCUUCCGAUGGAAUUGAGCCUAGCAGUUAACACCAGUCUGGCUGCCCUCAGCAAGUUUGCAAUUUUCUGUACCGAACCAUUCCGAAUCCCCUACGCUGGACGGAUUGAUAUUGCGUGCUUCGAUAAAACUGGAACCCUAACUGGCGAAGAUCUCUUGGUGGAUGGAAUCGCUGGCCUUACCUUGGGUCAUGCGAGCGCAAAGACUGACAAACAUGGAGCUCACACCGAUAUUACCCCCGUUGAGAAAGUUGCGAAUGAGACAACUCUUGUUCUCGCCACAGCACACGCCUUGGUGAAAUUGGAUGAGGGGGAAAUUGUUGGUGACCCGAUGGAAAAAGCGACAUUGAACUCUCUCGGUUGGGUUCUGGGUCGUGAUGAUAUUUUGACAAGCAAAGCCACUGGUGCUUCACGGCAACCUGGAAGGGCUCUCGAUUCUGUUCAAAUUAAACGACGAUUCCAGUUUUCUUCUGCUCUAAAACGUCAGAGUGCAAUUGCCACGGUUAUUAGCACUGAUCGUCAGACCUCGAAAAAGCUCAGAGGGACAUUUGUUGGCGUCAAAGGAGCCCCUGAAACCAUCAGGACCAUGCUUGUUUCUACCCCUCCUUAUUAUGAAGAAACAUUCAAGUACUUCACCCGGAACGGCGCCCGAGUUCUCGCGCUUGGUUACAAGUAUCUCUCUACCGAAUCAGAACUUGGCCAAGGGCGAAUUAAUAACCUAAAAAGAGAGGAUGUGGAAUCGGAACUACACUUUGCCGGCUUCCUCGUUUUGCAAUGUCCUUUGAAAGAUGACGCUGUAAAAGCGCUUCGGAUGCUCAAUGAGAGUAAUCACCGUGUUGUUAUGAUCACCGGCGAUAACCCUCUCACUGCAGCUCAUGUUGCUCGACAGGUAGAAAUAGUUGAUAGAGAAGUGCUAAUCCUUGAUGCACCAGAGAACGACAACUCUGGAACAAAACUCGUAUGGCGAACUAUCGACGAUUCUUUCAGUGUUGAUGUUGAUCCCACACAACCUUUGGACCGUGAAAUUCUGGAAACCAAGGAUCUUUGCGUUACAGGCUACGCGUUGACAAAGUUCAAAAACAAAAAGGCUCUCCCCGAUCUUCUCCGCCAUACCUGGGUGUAUGCUCGUGUCUCCCCGAAGCAGAAGGAAGAUAUUCUUCUGGGUAUGAAGGAUGCUGGAUAUACGACUCUCAUGUGCGGCGAUGGUACUAAUGAUGUUGGUGCACUCAAACAAGCUCAUGUUGGUGUCGCCCUGUUGAACGGCUCUCAGGAUGAUCUCAAUAAAAUCGCAGAGCAUUGGAGGAACACCAAGAUGAAAGAGAUCUACGAGAAGCAAGUCUCGUUGAUGCAAAGAUUUAAUCAACCCGCCCCCCCAAUUCCGGCAAACAUUGCGCACCUAUAUCCUCCUGGACCAAACAACCCUCACUACGAAAAAGCAUUGAUUCGUGAGGCACAAAGGAAAGGCAUUACUGCCCCCGCCGCCAUUGGAGGAAAUGGAAUCCCAACCGUCACCUCUCCAGGUGCACAUGCCAUACAACAAUCGACCAUGAACCUAACGCCUCAGCAACGCCAGCAACGCCAUGCGUCACUUGCUGCAGCCGGUUUUGCCGAUAAGCUGACGGCCACGAUGAUGGAACAAGAAUUAGAUGACAACGAACCCCCCACGAUCAAGCUUGGAGAUGCUUCGGUUGCCGCUCCUUUCACCAGCAAACUUGCAAACGUUAUUGCAAUCCCCAAUAUUAUCCGUCAAGGCCGAUGCACGCUGGUUGCAACUAUCCAGAUGUAUAAGAUCCUUGCGCUUAACUGCUUAAUCAGUGCGUACAGUUUAAGUGUCAUAUACCUUGACGGCAUUAGAUUUGGUGAUGGUCAGGCAACUAUCAGCGGCAUACUAAUGAGUGUUUGCUUUUUGUCAAUUUCUCGUGCGAAGUCUGUCGAAGGUCUUUCCAAAGAGCGUCCACAACCUAACAUAUUCAACAUGUACAUCAUGGGGUCCGUCCUGGGCCAAUUCGCGGUCCACGUCGCAACCUUGAUAUAUCUAUCCAACUACGUCUAUACCAUAGAGCCUGCCAUCUACCUCCUCCAACUAAUUCAGCAAAUCUCCACCUUCUCCAUAAACUACCAAGGCCGUCCGUUCCGCGAAUCUAUCCGUGAAAACCGCGGUAUGUACUGGGGCCUCAUCCUGACAUCCGGCGUCGCCUUCUCCUGCGCGACGGAGUUCAUUCCGGAACUCAACGAGAAGCUCCGCCUUGUUCCAUUUACGACCAUGUUUAAGGUCACGUUAACAGCACUGAUGUUGGCGGAUUACGCCGGUUGCUGGCUCAUCGAGAAUAUCUUGAAGACGUAUUUUAGCGAUUACAGGCCUAAGGAUAUUGCGGUGCGGAGGCCCGAUCAGUUGGCAUGGGAAGAGGAGAGGAAAAGGAAAGAGGCAGUGGCGGAGGAGAAUGAGAAAGAAUCGAAGAGGAAGGUUUGA
Messenger RNA from Histoplasma capsulatum G186AR, 4167 nucleotides. RefSeq names its product cation-transporting ATPase. Lineage: Eukaryota; Fungi; Ascomycota; Eurotiomycetes; Onygenales; Ajellomycetaceae. Gene Ontology annotation, biological process: intracellular calcium ion homeostasis. The transcript is spliced from 5 exons. Gene Ontology annotation, cellular component: endoplasmic reticulum membrane. The coding region runs from base 1 to 4167 and encodes 1388 amino acids. The record is from RefSeq and is a predicted model, not a curated record. Gene Ontology annotation, molecular function: ATP binding; P-type ion transporter activity; ATP hydrolysis activity.